This is a messenger RNA of Lachancea nothofagi CBS 11611, 3339 nucleotides long. The record is from the annotation of a GenBank genome assembly. NCBI's taxonomy places the organism in Eukaryota, Fungi, Ascomycota, Saccharomycetes, Saccharomycetales, Saccharomycetaceae.
AUGAGUGACAACAGUAAGCACCAUGGCUCACAAGGGCCCGUGUCACCGCUGCUUCUCAACAACAAAACUAAGAAAGCGAUGGAGUCAAUUGCGCCUAUCUUAGAGGGUUUCAGUCCCAAGACUUCAGCGAGUGAAAACACAUCUUUGAAGUUGCCACCUCCUGGCAGUCCUCACGAGUCGCAUGUAGAUGACGAUAUAGGAUGCGACUUGGCUUUGAACAGAACUAUGAGCAUCAAUUCACAGCAGUCGUCGUCGUCGUCUAGACCAGGUUUGUCUCCUACGAAUUCUUAUGACAACGGCCACCCAGGAAACAUGCUUCAGAGAUUAAAGAGUAACUCAAACUUAAAUCCAAAUACUUCGGUCCCUGGUAGCUCCACUUCGGGUUCUCCCCAGGCUGCGGUUGACCAGAGCCAGAACAACGAUUCUGCAAUCGAAACCAGCACCGAGACAGCAACCAGUUCUGCUACAAGCUCAGCAGGUUCCUCCCGGAAACCUUCAGCAAAUCUUGGGAGACCGCAAUUGCCAAAGAUAGGCAAGAUCGGUGUUUGUGCUAUGGACGCAAAGGUACUGUCCAAGCCCUGCAGACAUAUCUUGAACCGCCUAAUUGAAAACGGUGAGUUCGAAACCAUAAUUUUUGGCGACAAGGUGAUCCUCGAUGAAAACAAAGAAAGCUGGCCUACUUGUGACUUUCUUGUCAGUUUCUUUUCCUCUGGAUUUCCCUUAAACAAGGCUAUCGAUUACGUGAAUUAUCGCAAACCCUUCUACAUCAAUGAUUUGGUUAUGCAAAAAGCCCUUUGGGACAGAAGACUUUGCCUCAAGCUUUUAGAUGUAUCUAAGGUUCCUACUCCUCCAAGGUUGGAGAUAAGCAGAGAUGGUGGACCUCGUGUCGAUGCCGCACUCAGAGCCAAGCUUUUAGAGCGCGGAGUUGAGAUUAAACCCUGCAAAGAGCCCGAUUGGCGAAUGGUUGAUGAUGAUACACUGGAGGUAAAAGGCGUCAAAAUGACUAAGCCAUAUGUGGAGAAGCCUGUAGAUGGCGAAGAUCACAAUAUUUACAUUUACUAUCAUUCGAAGAAUGGGGGUGGUGGUAGACGUUUGUUCAGAAAGGUUGGAAAUAAGAGUUCGGAAUAUGACCCUGCUUUAGUAAAUCCACGGACGGACGGAUCCUACAUUUAUGAGGAGUUCAUGGACACAGACAAUUUUGAAGACGUUAAAGCGUAUACUGUAGGAGAAUCUUUCUGUCACGCUGAAACGAGGAAGUCGCCGGUGGUGGACGGUAUUGUGCGCAGAAAUACCCACGGAAAGGAAAUCAGGUAUAUCACUGAGUUGAGUCCCGAGGAAAAGGAAAUCGCUAAACGGGUGACGAAGGUUUUCUCGCAGAUGAUCUGUGGGUUUGACUUACUUCGUGUUAACGGUAAAAGCUAUGUUAUUGACGUCAACGGAUUUUCAUUUGUCAAAGAUAAUACAGCUUACUACGAUGCAUGCGCUAAAAUUUUAAGAGACACUUUUGUACAGGCAAAGAAGCGAAUGGACCUAGAGAAACGCAACUUGCCCAUGAUAAAAGAGGAAAAGACUCAGAAAUGGGUCUUCAAGGGUCUAGUUACUGUUAUUAGGCACGCAGAUCGUACACCCAAGCAGAAGUUUAAGCAUUCGUUUAGAUCGCCAAUAUUCAUUUCGUUACUUAAAGGUCAUAAGGAAGAAGUCGUUAUCAGAAACGUUUCGGACUUGAAAGUUGUUCUGCAAGCUUUGACGAUAGCCCAGGAAGAAAAUACUGAAGAUCCAUUGAAGCUGAAAGUUUUGGCAAAUGCCUUAGGGAAGAAGAUGGACCUCCCGGGCACCAAAAUUCAACUGAAACCUAUUCUGAACUCAGAAAAGGAGGUCGAAAAAGUCCAAUUUAUCCUCAAGUGGGGUGGUGAGCCUACCCAUUCUGCACGUUACCAAGCUACUGAGUUAGGAGAGCAGAUGAGACAAGAUUUCGACUUGUUAAAUAAGAAAAUUCUCCCCAAUAUCAAAAUCUUCUCUUCAUCUGAAAGGAGGGUGUUGGCAUCUGCACAAUUAUGGGCAAUGGCUCUUUUUGGUGCAGAUGAACUGGGCAGCGAUGAGAUCAGCAUCAGAAAGGAUCUUUUGGACGAUAGCAAUGCCGCGAAAGACCUCAUGGAUAAGGUAAAAAAGCAGCUGAAGCCCUUACUGAGGGAGGGAAAAGAAGCCCCACCACAAUUUGCGUGGCCUGCAAAAAUGCCAGAGCCUUAUUUGGUCAUAAAACGCGUUGUUGAGUUGAUGAACUUUCACAAACACGUAAUGGACUACAACUUUGAGACAAAAGAUGUCGAAGAGAUGCAACGUAGAUGGUGCUGCCAAGAAGACCCUAUGCUUUUUAAGGAACGUUGGGACAAGCUAUUCAAAGAGUUUGUCAGCGUGGAAAAGGUCGAUCCAGCCAAAAUUUCAGAGCUGUACGAUACGAUGAAGUACGAUGCCCUGCACAAUCGGCAGUUUCUAGAACAUAUUUUUGCUUCAAAUGGCACUAGAGCCCGGGCGAAUGUGGAUUUGUGCAAAGACUCUUUGGUUGAUCGCUACCCUAUCAACAUUCUUGCUAUGAAUAACUUCAAAAUCCCUGACUCCAGUUCCCAAAGCGGAGGUAGCUCGAGCAAGGGGAGUAGUGUGGGCUCUUUAGGCUGGGUGUUGGACAGCACGUCAAACACAUCGCAGUCCUCGUCCCAAUUCGACGAUCCGAAAUUCAUGCAAUUACGAGAGCUUUACAAACUUUCAAAAGUCCUGUUCGAUUUCAUUUGUCCUCAAGAGUAUGGUAUUGAGGAUGGUGAAAAACUAGACAUUGGCCUUCUGACUUCAUUGCCGUUAGCAAAACAGAUUCUCAAUGAUAUAGAUGGUAUGAAGUCCAAGGAUGAGCCUGCAUGCGUCGCAUACUUCACCAAGGAAUCGCACAUUUACACUUUGCUCAACAUCAUAUACGAGAGUGGUCUUCCAAUGCGGAUAGCGCGCAACGCGCUUCCAGAGUUGGACUAUCUGUCGCAGAUCAAUUUUGAGCUUUACGAAAGUACUGACAACUCUGGUCAAAAAUCGCACGCCAUAAGACUCAAGAUGUCUCCAGGCUGUCACACACAAGACCCCUUGGAGGUUCAGCUUGACGAAAAGCACUACAUCAGUUGCAUCCCAAAGAUCUCGCUUACAAAGCACUUGGACAUGGACUAUGUGUCUCAAAAAUUGAGAAAUAAGUUCAGCAGAGUCAUACUUCCUCAGAAGUUUACCCCUGUUAAUAUUACUAGUCCUAAUUUGUCGUUUCACAGAUCCCCUUCCCACGAAUCAUCUCUUUCUGGCAAAAAAUGA